AAAUGACAAACCAGCUAGCAGACAAAAUACUGAGAAAGAUCCAAACCAUUGUAUUUUGUGUCGUUCUUCGAAUGUAACAGGCUAAGUUGUAUUCUUAGUAGCAUUUGAAAUUCUCAACUCUUUUUAAUCGUGAACUUUAUAGCUUAGUUCCGAUAAAAAGAAUGUCAAAUAUCAGUUUAUCAAAAUGUGGCAUACAAAGGAAACCAUUUAUUCUAGUGCCACUGUUGUUUUUAAGUUAUUUUUUUCAUUUUGGCUUCUGCCAAGAUUUAAUGGCCGGUACUCCCGACAGUGAAUACGAUGAAAAGGCUCUCAACACUCAUAGGCUUGACAAUCUCAACUUACUACUGUACACAUUUUUGCUCAUCCUCACUGUGGUUACCAUAUGGAUGUUCAAACAUAGAAGAUUGAGGUUCCUUCAUGAAACAGGCCUUGCUGUCAUUUAUGGUUUGGUUGUCGGAGCCAUCAUUCGUUAUACAGGCCCAACGCCAGAAGUGAGAGUGCUUCCUGUUGUCCCGUCUCUUGGAACUCAUUAUAACCAUUCCGUUCCACCUGAUGUCUUGUGGCUCCAGCUUUCAAAACGGAUCAUUGAACGGUCAUCCAAAACAUCAGCCACUUACCUUAACAAUCACACAUUUGUGUACACUUUCAAGGGGGAAAUUGAUAAUACUUCUCUCAAUGAGAUAGAUCAAAAGGCUACAUUUGAUCCAGAAGUGUUCUUUAAUUUACUUCUGCCACCCAUAAUUUUCCAUGCUGCUUACAGCCUGAAAAGGAAAUAUUUUUUCAAAAACCUUGGUGCAAUCUUUACGUUCGCUUUCGUCGGCACAACUGUUACAGCUUUUGUUACUGGGUCUCUGAUUUGGGGAUUUAUCCAAAUUUUCCCUUAUUUGGCGAAAGAUUUUUCUUUUCUGGACACGUUGUACUUUGGUGCUGUCAUUUCAGCCACAGAUCCAGUGACUAUCCUUGCCAUUUUUUCCGAAUUGCAUGUCGACGUCAACCUUUAUGCACUGGUGUUUGGUGAAAGUGUUUUGAACGAUGCGAUCGCUAUUGUUCUGACUAGAGCUAUACAAAGCUAUGCUGAAAAGUAUAAUCCUAAUCACGGCGGAUUUGAAAUGGUGGCUUUUUUUCAAGCUGUUGGUGAGUUUUUACUCAUUUUUACGUCGUCACUUGUUCUAGGAUCUACGCUUGGAAUUGCAACUGCACUAUUGACCAAAUUCACACGCAUCCGUGAUUUUCCGCUUUUGGAGACUUGUCUUUUCGUCCUGAUGUCAUAUACAACUUUCCUCAUAGCAGAAGCAACUGAUCUGACUGGUAUUGUGUCAGUCUUAUUCUGCGGAAUGUGCCAAGCGCAUUAUACCUUUAAUAAUUUAUCGGACGAUUCUCGAGUCCGAACAAAAUCCUUGUUUGAGCUACUUAACUUCUUGGCAGAAAAUUUCAUCUUUUCCUACAUUGGCGUGUCCAUGUUUACUUUUCCAAAGCAUCAUUUUGAUGUGGCAUUCAUUUGCAUUGCAUUUAUAGCAGUUGCUCUUGGAAGAGCUGCCAACAUCUAUCCCUUGUCCUUCUUGCUAAAUUUCGGGAGGAAGCCUAAAAUAAGUCGGAAUUUUCAACAUGUUCUCUUCUUUUCUGGACUGCGUGGUGCUAUGGCUUUCGCUUUGGCCAUACGUAACACGAUGUCGAAAGCUCGACAAACUUUUCUAACAACGACUAGUCUAAUAGUCAUCGGAUCUGUCAUUUUUGUGGGUGGAUCCGUGACUCCCCUUUUGAGCUGCUUUGGAAUUCCUGUGGGCGUCGAUGAAGAUCCAGAUCACGCAGCAUUGCCUGGAACUCCGCACAGAACUUAUGGUUCCAUAUUGCAGCAAACCCCGGGUGAAAACACGAUCGAUGGAACAGUGACAGAGCCCACACGAUCCAGCACACAGUCAGAGAAAUCAUGGCUGGCACGCAUUUGGGGAGGUUUCGACACAAAGUACAUGAAACCUUUGCUUACGCAUAGUAAGCCAACCCUCAUCGAUACGUUGCCUCCUUGUUGCCUUCCAGUAGCACGGAUGCUGACCACUUCCGAACAGCUGCAUCUGGGAAACGGAGGUCAAGGACAUUCUGAUUCAGAUAUCGAGCUGUGUAUUGAUGAUACCGAUAGUGUUCGCAGUGGACCAAGGGCAUUCGCCUCCACGCAGCCAGGAUUCCAACGAUUUCUUUAGUGGCUCCUUCCCGUGGAAUUCGUUUCGCCCCGCACCUUUGUUCACUUCUAUUGUAGAGAGUUGACAGUAUUCAGAUUAUUCGUUUGACUCCACCUGCUCCAACUUCUAUUACUUAUGUUUUAUUUUGUUUUUGUUUAUUAAUUGUGACACGUGAAGGCAUUAGCCUGAUUUAAUUCGUAUUAUCUGUUGUAUUGGUUGGGCAGAUGAGGUUAGUUUCACAUUUACGUUUGGUGGGGUGUUCUUUCUCGUCUCUUUCCUUAGGUUUAUUUCGUCAACGACAGGAAAAUGGCAAUGGACGACGAGGAUCGUCAUUUGUUCUACCCAAUCGUUUCGCCAGAGGCUCUAACGGGUGAUUCACUAGGCAAACAAUUGCCUGGUUCAAGUGUAUGAAGCAAAUUAAAAAACAAUUUGUGAAUGGCUCUGUAUUUUUCCUCUCUCCCUCUUUUCCCACAUGUCCAAAAAUUCCUUCACAUACAUUACGCGCUCAAGUCGUUGGCGACAAGCUGGCGGAAGAGAAAGAAAAGGAGAUAAGUUGUUUGUCAUUGGCAUUCCGAGAGGACGUGUCAGUGAAUAUCUUAGCGCUCUAGUCCCAAGUGAUGUUAUCUUUUCUUCUGUUUUAAAUGAUCUAUUUUCUGUUUCCACAUUAUACCCUUAUGAUUUUUGUUUGUUCUUCCGCCUGAAUAUCUAUCAUGACAACAACAAAAUUACGCAUCGAUGUAUAAAUAUGGCAAUCUCGUGUUUUUAUUUAAUAUCACCCUGUGUUAACUGAAAAGCAAAUAAAGGUGCCAUGAGAUGGU
Molecule: messenger RNA, 2992 nt
Organism: Daphnia carinata
Lineage: Eukaryota; Metazoa; Arthropoda; Branchiopoda; Diplostraca; Daphniidae
Gene: Nhe3
Product: sodium/hydrogen exchanger 6-like
Exons: 15
Coding region: 162-2195 (677 amino acids)
Biological process (GO): regulation of pH; sodium ion transport; proton transmembrane transport
Cellular component (GO): recycling endosome; membrane
Molecular function (GO): sodium:proton antiporter activity
Source: RefSeq, a predicted model, not a curated record